UCAAGGCUUCCCUCGCUGCUUGCUGCAUCAAUUCAUCUCAGCUGUGUCGGCCAGUUGACCCAUCAUAUUAAGUUGAUGGUGGGCUCUUCGGGUGGCAGCUGUCGCGAGUCGUCAGGGAAAGCCAGGCAGGCAAAGCAGGCCGGAACUGACUAGGAUGCCAGACAACAACGCAGGCCAGAAUGGGAAGGCUGGAGAGGAAGAGGAAGAGGAGAUGGAGUUCGAACAAGUCGAGAUCCCUGAACAGGCACGCGCGCCCGCUUCAACCAAGGCUGCGCAGUUUUCCGCCACCAUGAAAGCGGAAGAUGAAGAGGAGAUGGAAGCGGUCGGAGUAGAUUACGAGAAUGAUGAGAUGGUGGAAGUUGGCGAGAAUAGCGAUGGUGAAGAUAUCUUGGCCGAAGUGGAUGAAGACGGUGAUGAUGAUGAGGCCGACGAAGCCGCAGCUGCGUAUGCAAAUCUGUACGGAGAGGAUGGUGCUGCACCCAAAUCCACGAAAUCCAAGCACCCUGCCUCGGCAAACAGCAACAGGUCCAAGGUCCAAGGCAAGAACGCAGCUCUGCGCGUUUAUUUUGAUGGGAAAGGGCAACAUGCGGGCGUGACCAUCUCCCUCGAUUAUCAGUCGUCGCUGCAGCGCAAACGGAAACGAGAAGCGGAUGCUGAAGAGGAGCGAAGACGUCAGAGACGGGAGAACAUGAUCACACCGCGUGAUAGGCAGAACCGCAUCGUCGCGCACAAGCUGCAUGUACUCGCCCUGCUUGCAUGGGCGAAGGGACGGAAUGCUAUGUUACAAGACGAUGAGCUGCAGGCUUGGCUCAGCGAUCAAGCCCCCAAAAACUUGAUAGAAAAACAAAAACGCAUCACACCGCGCAAAGAGCCGAAUCAACGAGAGCGUGUGCGCCUCUUCGAAUCCUUCCUCACCCAACUGACGGAAUGGUGGAAGGGACAGUUCAGGCUAGAUUCCACCAUGGUCGCCGGCGCAGCAAUCCGUCAACCAGAUAUUGAUCUAGUCAAUGGGUCUGGUAUCACCUUUGGCAAGACCGGUAGAAGAGUUGAUGGCUGGGUCUAUGAAAGUGCUGCGCAGAGAGUAGAUAGGCAAAAGGGGGAGAAGGAAGCCACGCAGAAAUGGCAGGAUAGGCAAGCGAAGAGCAUCAAGGGGAAAGGGAAGGCCAAUGAUGAUCCGAAGGGCAAAGGCAAGCAGGAAGCUAAAAGCUCAAGUGGUCAAGGGGGCCAGGGAGAUGGAGCGAAGCCACUGGAGAAGACGCCCGAAAUCUCGAUCUUUCCACCUGGCGCCGUUUCACACACCAAGCUACCCGCUUAUUUGCGCCUCGCCAAGCCCGUCGAGAGAAUAUCCAAUGCUUCCGAUCUCUUGGACCGUGCGAUGGAGAUGCGCGGCUCGCGCGAGACAAGCGCCUCGCUCUUCGCAGGCCUGUGUCGCGCGCUGGGCAUUCCCGCUCGACUCGUCAUCAGUCCACAGGUGCCACCGUGGAGCGUCGCGGCUGCAAAGGUAUCCAAGAGUGGAGGAAACGCGGUCGGUGACAUGAGCACGAAUGCUGGCGGCACUGCGAGCGCAACAGCUAACGCGAGCACCGCGGCGAAGGUGCGAAAGCCGGGUAGCGAGGCAAUGCGCCGCCUGCCGUCGGAUGAAGCGACGAGCGACGACGACAAACAAGCCGCCACCUACUUGAGGGCAGACGAAGAUGCCAGCAGCGCUUCGAAGAUCCGCGCGAAAGGUAGCGUCUCGACAAGAAUUCCUCAAGUCGCAAACGGGGCGAAUGUCGCCAGCAGUGGGAGUUGCGCGCUUGCGACAACGACCCUUUCGCAUCAAUUCCUUGGUGGUGUUCGUAGCGCAACUGCGCGUGCGGCAGAGAAGGCUCAGGAUGCGGCCACACAUACUCAUGGGACGAUAUAUCGAGUUAACGCUAAAGGCAAGGGAAAAGGUAGAGUCGACGGUGCGGACAAAAACGGAAGCGAUAGCGUGUCGGUCAUCUCGCUCAGCGACAGCAGGGCCAGUUCGGUCGAUGUGGUCUGGAAUGGUGCAGGACUUUCUGCCAAACCAGGAGCCAAGACCAGCGUCAAACGCAGUACCGAAAGCGGAAGCGGUCGAUUAUUCGACGACGAGGAUGACGAAAAGAGCGUGAUCACUGUUCAUUCAGACGCGUCUUCCGCUGCGAUUAAGGCUCGAAGAAAGGGAAAGGGAACGAGUGGGGCGGCUGUCCUUAAGGAAGGCAAAGCAAGGCAGGCCGAUGCUGAAGCCGAAGAGAACGACUACCGGGACGAAAAGUGGCGAGGACUCACGGCGCCGUUGAAAGUCACGCCCACCGUGAAGCUGCGCCCGCACAGCCGACGACACGCCAAAACAGGGCAUGUGGUGGCGGAAGGGGAUGGCGAGCUAGAGCCGGUAAACUUGCAAUACCCGCCUACCGUCUGGGUGGAGGCUUUCUCCAAGCCAUUUCAGAAGUGGCUCACCGUCGAUCCGAUCCGCGGCUUUGUAUUUGCCACCGGCAACAGGUACAUGGAGCCCGUUGCCGCAGACCGGCAGAACAAGCUCGUGUACGUCGUGGCCUACGAGGAAGACGGCUACGCGCGCGAUGUGACCGCUCGGUACACCCGGACGCUUCACAGCCGCAUCGCACGUAUGCGUCCGCCGCCGAGCAAGGCCCAUGGCGAUUGGUGGGAAAGCGUCGUCCGGGCGAUCUCGAGGCCUUUCAAGCUUGAUCGUGACGCAGUCGAGGAUGUGGAACUGGAAGACAACGCAAGUAAAGAGCCGAUGCCUUCCAGUGUGGCAGGCUUUAAGGACCAUCCGGUCUACGUGAUUGAGAAGCACCUAAAGCGAGACGAGGUGAUCUUUCCUCCCACUAGCGCCGGUACAUUCCAGAAUACGCCAGUGUACCUCCGCUCCAACGUGCUUACUUGCCGCUCUGCGCGCCAGUGGAUGAACGAAGGUCGCGUUAUCAAGGAAAACGAGCAGCCUUUGAAGCUGGUCAAGUCUAGGGCGUACACCAUCGGUAAUAAGCGAGUUGAAGAGCAAGCUAGAGCACAAGGACAGCAGCUACCACAAGAAGGUCUCUAUGCGCGUUUCCAGACCAAGAUCUACAGGCCUCCUCCAAUAGUCGACGGCAAGAUUCCUACGAACUCGUUUGGCAACAUCGACUUGUACGUCCCGAGCAUGCUUCCAAAGGGCGCUGCGCACAUUCCAUUCAACGGAUCGGCUAAAGUUGCCAAAAAGCUGGGCAUUCCGUUUGCCGAGGCUGUUGUUGGUUUUGAAUUUCGCAAAUUCAAGGGCAUGCCGAAAAUGGGCGGCAUCGUCGUUCUGGUAGAGCACGAGGAGG
Messenger RNA from Tilletiaria anomala UBC 951, 3326 nucleotides. RefSeq names its product Rad4-domain-containing protein. The record is from RefSeq and is a predicted model, not a curated record. Gene Ontology annotation, molecular function: single-stranded DNA binding; damaged DNA binding. Gene Ontology annotation, cellular component: nucleotide-excision repair factor 2 complex; cytoplasm; XPC complex. The annotation marks the transcript as partial. NCBI's taxonomy places the organism in Eukaryota, Fungi, Basidiomycota, Exobasidiomycetes, Georgefischeriales, Tilletiariaceae. Gene Ontology annotation, biological process: mismatch repair; nucleotide-excision repair. The transcript is spliced from 3 exons.